Molecule: messenger RNA, 2432 nt
Organism: Magnolia sinica
Lineage: Eukaryota; Viridiplantae; Streptophyta; Magnoliopsida; Magnoliales; Magnoliaceae
Product: wall-associated receptor kinase-like 1
Exons: 2
Coding region: 345-1334 (329 amino acids)
Biological process (GO): cell surface receptor signaling pathway; protein phosphorylation
Cellular component (GO): plasma membrane
Molecular function (GO): protein serine/threonine kinase activity; ATP binding
Source: RefSeq, a predicted model, not a curated record
AAAACAUGUUUUAUUGAAAAGAAAGUGUUGGUUUGCCCAAAACACUUUUUUUUUUUUUUGCUAUCUUCCAAAAUAUAGGUACUUUUAAACGUUUGGUCAAGCUUACUUGUAUUUUUCCAAAAUAUUGAGUUUAAAAUGGAGUUUUGCUAACCAUGAUCCAAACACAACCCUAUUUGUUUUCCUAAAAAUGCAAUCCAAGACACCAUUAGAUAUCAUAUAAAGCCUUUGAAUCUCUUGUCCUUUGUUACACUGCUUCAUCUUAUUCUCAUUUUUGUGAUCUUUGGAGAUAGUUUUUGAAGAAGAAAGGAAGAACUGGCGUACACUUCCAAAGUCACUAAAGUAGCAUGCCACUAAGAUGCUACGCCAGUUGUUUUCAAUUCGGCUUGAGAUCAAAGAUGCAUGAUGAGUUCUUGCUUAGCAACGGAGCUGAGCUAUUAGAAGAGCUAAUUACUUAUGCAGAAGGUAAAAGUAAACCAAUCCGCAUUUUUUCCACACAAGAGCUUGAGAAGGCAACUAACAAUUAUGCAAAGGACUUUUUUAUGUAUCAAGAUUCAUAUUACAAAAUUUACAAGGGAACCAUCGAUGGCCGAGCUAUUAUCAUUUCUAAGCGUAAGCGGCUUGAAUUAUUUCACUCCAAGAGAACCUAUGAAGUUGCAAUUCUAUCCCAAAUUAACCACGCCAAUGUGAUGAAGCUACUCGGAUGUUGCCUCGAGACUAGAAUUCCAUUACUGGUUUUUGAAUUCUUCCCCCACAAAAGGCUUUAUCAACGAAUCCACGAAGUCGGAACUUUUCAUGAUAUUUCAUGGGAAAAUUGCUUAAAGAUUGCCACAGGAAUGGCGUAUGGUAUUACCUAUUUGCACAUAGGCACACCCACACCCAUCAUUCAUAGGGAUAUAAGAUCCAGGAAAAUUUUGUUGGAUGAAGAUUGUAAUGUCAAAAUUGUUGGUUUUGAUCUAUCGGUAUCAAUGCCCAAAGGUGAAUCGAAGAUAAAAUGCAAUGUAGCAGGGACUGACGGGUAUCUUGAUCCAGAGUACGCUUUGAAGGGGGAAUUAUCAGAAAAGAGCGAUGUUUACAGUUAUGGGGUAGUUGUGUUUGAGAUUUUAACAGGAAAGACUGCUAAAGAAUUGCAUUAUUACGAUUCAAUUUUUCUGUUUGUUGAAUGCAUGGAAGAGAAGCGUCUUGGAUUUGUCAAGGCAAAUUUUCUUAAAGAGGCGAAGAGAGAUCAACUGAUGGCAUUCGUACAGCUUGUUGGGAGAUGCCUUGCACGAAGCUGGGAGAAGAGGCCUACAAUGAAGGAAGUUGUUCAAGAACUCCGACGAAUUAAAGGGUUAUGAAAGUUGUCAAGAACAAGCCCUGCUCUUUGAUCACCAUAUGCCCCUUAGGAUGUGGUAAGAAACAUUUUGUUCAAUAUCAUGUAAUCGACAUUGGCAUUGUCAUAGCUUCAACCCAGCCGUUUGUAGUCAUUGUAAAGGAGAAUUCAAUCAAAUUGAAAGGAGUUCAAUCAUGUGGGGUCUACUAGAAUGGGCCCAAUACGGCAAUCCGAGCCAAUACGGUGUAGGAUCUUAUGAAAAAUGACGAAAAAAUUGAGAAUCUUGUAUUUCUCUGAUGAAUGGACCAACCCCCUUUCGGGUCCAGACCAUCUACAUGGAGGGAGCCCACCAAAUUAACUGCUUGGAUCUAUGCAUGUGGUAGGACAUGGAGGGGUUGUGUACUUAGCAACCUCUCUUUUACAAGUCAAAGCCAAAUCAAACCACACUUCUAAUUUCAUGAUUUGUGCAUGCAAACUCACCACAAUGUGAACAAAGUACUUUAACAGUAAGAAAAGAAAAGAAAAGAAAAGGAAAAAAAAAAAACAUACGAGUCAGCCAAAUGAGGCUGCCCUUUGGUUUAUGGCCUUUUGUAGGGGUAGAGAAAAAUAAUUUGCAAUUUUGGAAAUUUUAUUGGAAUUUCUACUCUUAGUCCUAAUUAGAAUUUCUGAAAUUCACGAAAUGGAACUCUUUUGUAUUGCAUUGGAAAGAAAGAGUUCUUUUAUAUCCUCACAAGAAUUGUUUUGUGAUUUUUAUGAAUUCCAUUAACAGUUAAAACCCCAAAAAUUGCAACCUAUUUUUCUCUCAGUCUUGGCCAAACACACCUUUAAAUACUUUAAGAAUCACAAAUGGCAUAGGAUUGCAUGGAAGCUUUUUUGGAAUUUUAGCAUAUCUUGUAAAUUCAUUGAUCUUUCAACUGUCAUAAUCUCCGCCCUAGAACUCAGGCAUUGGCAGCACAUUUUGGAUUUGUCACUGAUGACUACGAUCAUCUUCGCAGUUUUCCCAAAGGCCACAAUUGGUCACAGUUCUUCUUCCCAAGUAUCAAGCUGCGCAGAAGUCCAAGAAAUCAACCUUUAUGGACGUGUUUGGAUGCACUAUCAAAUUGAAAUGCAAUCAUUGCUCCAA